AUGGCCAUUGUUCGCAGCCGCAAAGUCUCGCUCGCACCUGUCCUUUCUAUUUCGAUUCCUCUUGCGCUCUCACUAGCCUGGCAGCCAUUCGUUAAUGGAACCCAGUUUCCUCAAGUCUAUGCCUCGCUCGCCUUUUCUAUCCUCGCAUUCGUUGCGACUUUGGCUCUGAUCCCUCGUUUCAGUCGUGCAUUUGUCAAAAUCGGAUUGCGAGGUCGAGAUUUGCUCAAAAAGUCGGAGGAUGACGUUCCCGAGUGCAUGGGUCUGGUUGCAGCUCUGGUCUACAUCUGCGCCCUCGUCUGCUUCAUUCCGGUCCCAUUCAGUGCCGCGUUUAUCUCCGAUCCUUUGACGAGCCGGGUUAAUCCAGAAUAUGCUCCUCAUCGCCAGCUUGCCGUGUACCUCGCCGCGAUUUUGUCUGUCAUGAUUGCUACCAUCCUCGGAUUGUUGGAUGACCUGUUCGAUAUCCGAUGGCGACACAAACUGCCAAUUCCAUUGGUCGCAUCGGUUCCCUUACUACUUAGUUACUAUGCCGAGCAAGGCAACACGCACGUCGUCCUUCCCAAGCCAUUAGCUGGCUGGUUCGGCGACUUUAUCGACCUUGGCUUCUUUUACUAUGUUUACAUGGCCAUGCUAUCGACAUUUACGACCAACUCUAUCAACAUUCUCGCUGGCAUCAACGGGGUUGAGGUCGCCCAGACAAUCGUUAUCUCUGCAUCUAUCAUUCUCAAUGAUCUUCUGUUCUUGCCUUGGCCUUUUACCCUCAAACUUGGACGAAUCGAGAUCUCCGGCUUCUUUGGAAAGGCACUCGCUCAAGAGCGACAUCUAUUCAGCUUAUACUUCAUGAUGCCUCUCCUUGCCGUGUCUCUGGGCUUCGCCUACCACAACAAGUACCCCGCGCGAGCGUUCCCUGGUGACACUUUGUGUUACUUUUCUGGAAUGGCCUUUGCAGUCGUAGCGAUAUUGGGUCACUUUAGCAAGACUCUGCUCUUGUUCUUCGUCCCACAAGCAUUCAAUUUUAUUCUCAGCGCGCCACAGCUCUUUGGUCUCGUUCCUUGCCCUCGUCACCGGCUGCCAAAACUCCGGCCGGAUGGGUAUUUGGAUCCAUCAACGGCUGAAAUCGAGAAUCCAUCAGGACUGACGAUAUUCGUUCUUCAAGUCCUUAAUUUCUUUGGCCUAGCCAAGGUCAAAUUCUCUUCGGACAAGCGCCGCGGUACAACCACCAACCUCACAUUGCUAAAUUUCGUCUUAAACAAAACUGGUCCGAUCAAAGAAUCCACCUUGACUAAUUAUGUCAUUGUGAUUCAGAUUCUCAGCAGUGCCGCCGGUUUCGCUGUGCGAUAUGGCCUUGCGGGACUGCUAUACGAUGUUUACAACGCCAUAUACACUGUAGAAAACCUUUCAUUUGCCAUCCGACGCCUCGCAGCUUGGAAGUUUGCCUGUGGCCUUCCCCAUGCAUUGGACGCUGCACUCUCGCUGCUCGUCGCAAUAGAUUCUGACAGAAAGGAGUCCAAUUGCAAGAUUUCUGUUCGCCAAAACUAUGCUCUCGCGAUAAUCCGAUUCGUGAAUGGAUUCGUCGACCCAUUGCAAACAGGAGCUUUUGCAAGGCCGAUUGCAUCUAUUGCAGCACAGAUUGGGUUACCUUUGUCUCUUGUAGAUAUACGACACGCAUGUACACACGAGGAAUUGCUAUCCCUUGUGGCCUUGCGAGAUGCUGCAAAACAGGCACUCUCCUGGUUGGAGACGGCAUACUUUUUGCCCAUGCUUGCAAUCGAUCCGACCUCGAAUACUCAUGAUGCUGCCCCACCCGUCGCACCUCUACUGAAGCAGUAUAAAAGCACCAUAAAACCAAUACUCAAGGACGCAACACUUGCGAAGAUUAAUCAAAAGGAGGUCGCAUCUGUCCUUCGAGCGUUUGACGCCUGGAUCGCGGAGACAGCAGUGAUGGGAUGGAAGAUAUGGGAUGCCGAUGGCGAUGAUCGAAACGUUUGGGCAUUGGAGAAGUUGGCUACCGCGCUCACGGAAGAGGGUGGGCUGGUGCCGGUAGCCAAAAAAAAGCAACCAACCUUUGCUGAAACUCCAACUGCUGAACUUUGGUCUCCUCUACUUAGUCAUCUCCAAACGACGUAUCCCGAUUUCGCAGCCAUCCUCACCGACGCUAUCGUGGAUGCGGCCUUUGCAGGUGACGUGGAUCCAGAGGCAGACGAUAGUAGCUGGAAAGGGAAAGGCUAUUACAUGUGUCUGUGUGGGUGGCUAGCCUGGAUCACCGCGCAUUGGAGAGAAUUCGAAGGAUGCGACGCGGAUGUUCACGCAACAGCCUUUUUCGAGCGAAUCGAGGCAGGCCAUCCGGAUCUAAGUGUCCUCAUUGAAUCGCUCUCAAACAUCUUAAAGGCUACCGAGGUCUGUCGAGCGACAUAA
Molecule: messenger RNA, 2412 nt
Organism: Serendipita indica DSM 11827
Lineage: Eukaryota; Fungi; Basidiomycota; Agaricomycetes; Sebacinales; Serendipitaceae
Source: the annotation of a GenBank genome assembly